AUGCUCGUGGGCGAAGUCGAGCUGUUUGUGGCCGUGAUGACCCUCUUUCGCCCCAAACAGGACGACCCGACCUCGUACUUGCCCUACGGCGUGGCCGUGUAUUCUCGUUACCCACUGCACACAACGUUACGCCAACGUGUGAGUGACGUGUAUGAGGCGUGCAUGAUGUCCGGGGGCUUUGGCUCGAGCAUGCUCUCGACGCUCACGGCGCCCCUCCGCACGGCCGGAUGGCGACACCUGCCCGACCGCCUCCCGGGCAUCGACUUCUCCCUGUCGCUGCUGUUUGAUACGCUGGACGUGGCCAACAUCAUCACGCUGUUCACGGCGGCGCUGGUCGAGUGCCGCCUCCUACUCAUCUCGUCGCAGUUGACCGUGCUGGCCGUGGUCGCCGAGUCUCUGCGGACGAUUCUGCACCCGCUCAAGUGGCCCCAUGUGUACCUGCCUGUGCUGCCGGGGAAACUGCUCGGGUACUUGCAGUGCCCGACGCCGUUCAUCGUGGGCGUUCAAAAGGAUUUGCUGGAUGCCGAGGUGCUAAGCGAAGUUGGACAUGAAGUGGUGUGCGUCGACUUGGACACGGGCGUGGUC
Messenger RNA from Aphanomyces astaci, 585 nucleotides. RefSeq lists its product as hypothetical. The record is from RefSeq and is a predicted model, not a curated record. Gene Ontology annotation, biological process: regulation of Rab protein signal transduction. The annotation marks the transcript as partial. NCBI's taxonomy places the organism in Eukaryota, Oomycota, Saprolegniomycetes, Saprolegniales, Verrucalvaceae. Gene Ontology annotation, cellular component: cytoplasmic vesicle. The transcript is spliced from 3 exons.